AUGACCUCCUUAAUACAAACCUCGAUUGAGGCCAUGGGAAACCCCAAUACCUCAAAGCAUGAAAGUUUAUCCUCCCCCUCAUCUGAGUCUUUUGAUGAAUCAAUUUCCGAAUCUAAAUCAAAACCAACCAAAGCUUCAGUAAAUUCAAUUCCUAUAUUAAAGUCGAUUCAAGACUGGUGGGCAUCGUCUCCAGAACUUAAAAGAGAGCACGGUACAAUAAGCAAGGAAGAUUCAAACCUCAGGACUGCCAGGUUGAAGAAUAGACAAAUCGAGUUUGAUCUAUUUAGAGCAAUUUUACCUGAUGAUAUAUACAUUGAGCCGCCCGUGGCAACCGAGGAGGAGGACAACAACAACAACAACAACAACAACAACAACAACAACAACAACAACAACAACAACAACAACAAUAAUAAUAAUAAUAACAACCAAUCUAAAUCAAGUUCCAUGAAAGGCAGGCUAAUAGAUGUUGACCUCAAAGACGGAUCCUUCAUUCACGAGUUUUACUUGGAAAAUGAUGAGCCUGGUCCAGAACAACAUAUCGUAAUCAUACACGGAUACAUGGCGGCCUUGGGCUAUUUCAUUAAAAAUAUUGAGCUGUUGGUUAGAAUCCCUGGAAUGCGGAUCCACUUGAUUGACUUGCCCGGGUUUGGUAAUUCGGCAAGACCCAAAUUCCCCAGCCAAUACCUCACUAAACCGACAAAAAAACGACAACAAAUUGAACAAGUUUUGGAUAUUGAAAAUUGGUUCAUUGACAAGAUUGAAAAUUGGCGCUUGAAUAGAAACAUCUCCUCUUUCAAGCUCAUUGCUCAUUCAAUGGGGGCAUAUUUGUCUUGUUGUUAUUUGAUGAAGUACAAUAACCAAAAUGAGUGCAAAGUGGUUACUGACUUGAUUUUGGUUAGUCCAAUGGGUACAGAGUCAAAUGAGCAUAGUUUGAUCAACGAUGAGAGAUACAAUGUGAAUCUCCAUUACACUAGCGAUCCAUUGCGAGAAUUGCAAUUUGACGAAGACAAUAAAGAAGUGGUGAUAAGUCCUGAAUUCACCAAGGCGUGGGAACUUGUAGGCAAGCCAAAGUUCCCCAAAAGUCCUGUCUUGAAAAGACUUUGGGACAAUAGUAAAUCGCCAUUUGAUUUAUUACAAAAGACAGGCCCUUUUUAUUCCAAGUUGAUAUCAUAUUGGUCAUUUGCCAGGUUUAGAAAUUUUACUGAUUCUGAAGAUAGCGUUGAUUUGGUCUAUAAGUUACAUGGCUAUUCAUUUUCCAUCUUCAAUCAAUACCAAGCGUCUGGAGAAUUGGCAAUUACCAAGCUUAUAAACCAUGAAAUAUUGGCUAAAUUGCCCCUUUGUGAUCGCGGAUUUGUUGAUUUCCUCGUUGACAACAACAUCAAUAGUUUAUGGUUUGGUUAA
Molecule: messenger RNA, 1401 nt
Organism: Lodderomyces margitis
Lineage: Eukaryota; Fungi; Ascomycota; Pichiomycetes; Serinales; Debaryomycetaceae
Exons: 2
Coding region: 1-1401 (466 amino acids)
Biological process (GO): cardiolipin acyl-chain remodeling
Cellular component (GO): mitochondrial inner membrane
Molecular function (GO): A2-type glycerophospholipase activity
Source: RefSeq, a predicted model, not a curated record